AUGGAGAUAGCAGGAGGGAGUGCAGAGCAGAAGCAAGAUGAUGGACCUAAAGAAAUCACCGAAAGACCAAAAUGGGACAACAAAGUUCAAUAUUUGCUAACCUGCAUAGGUUUUGCUGUGGGACUUGGUAAUGUGUGGAGAUUUCCAUAUUUGUGUCAAAUCUAUGGUGGAGGGGCGUUUCUGAUUCCUUACUGCAUUGCCUUGGUGUUUGAGGGACUUCCUCUACUACACAUGGAACUGGCCAUUGGACAGCGGCUCCGCAUGGGCAGUGUUGGCGUGUGGAACUCAAUCUCCCCUUAUCUAGGAGGGUUAGGUGUGGCUUCCUUGGCAGUAUCCUUCCUAGUUGGUCUGUUCUACAACAUGAUCUUGGCCUGGAUCCUCUGGUACUUCUUCCACUCCUUUCAAAGUCCACUUCCCUGGAGGGACUGCCCAUUAAACUUGAAUCAUACUGGCUAUAUAAGUGAAUGUGAAAAGAGCUCACCAGUGAACUAUUUUUGGUAUCGUGAGACACUGAACAUCACACCCAACAUUGAGACCAGUGGGUCCCUACAGUGGUGGCUUGUGCUGUGUCUUGCAUCUGCCUGGUGCCUCGUGUACAUCUGCUUCAUUCGUGGAAUUGAGACUAUUGGAAAGGCUAUUUACGUCACGGCCACCUUUCCGUAUCUCGUUUUGACCAUCUUCUUGGUGCGAUCCUUGACUCUGUCUGGAGCAGCAGAUGGCUUAGUAUAUCUCUUCACCCCAAAUUGGGAAACCCUGAAAAACCCAAAGGUCUGGCUGGAUGCUGCUACUCAGAUCUUUUUCUCUUUGUCUUUGGCCUUUGGAGGACUUAUUGCUUUUUCCAGUUACAAUCCUCAGAAGAAUAACUGUGAGAGAGACGCCCUAAUUGUUGGAUUAGUGAACAGUUUUACAUCAUUAUAUGCAUCGAUUCCUAUUUUUGCCAUUCUUGGAUUUAAAGCAAAUGAAAACUACAAUGAUUGCCGAAAUUGGAACAUACUAACACUGACAAAUUCAUUCAACAUCGGGGAUGAAAACAUAACUCUUGAAAACUAUGAUGACUGGUUAAAUUAUCUCAACAUGACCAAUCCCUCAGAGGUCGAAAGCCUCAAUCUAAAGACCUGCAACCUGCAGACUUUCCUGGACCAGAGUGCCUCUGGAACCGGACUGGCCUUCAUUGUGUUCACUGAGGCGGUGAUCAAAAUGCCAGGCUCUCAGGUGUGGUCGGUGCUCUUCUUCAUCAUGCUCUUCAGCCUGGGCCUGUCCUCCAUGUUUGGAAAUCUAGAGGGGGUCCUUACUCCUCUGCUGGACCUGCACGUGAUUCCAUCCUGGAUUCCUAAGGAAAUUUUCACAGGGUUAAUAUGCCUCACCUCCUUUACUGCGGCCCUCAUCUUUACGCUGGGCUCUGGGAACUACUGGCUGGGGAUUUUCAACAGCUACGUAGGAUCCAUGCCUCUGCUCAUCAUAGCCUUCUUUGAGAUCAUCAGUGUGGUAUACAUCUAUGGAAUAAACAGGUUCAAUGACGACAUUGAAUGGAUGACAGGUCGGAGACCAAACAUCUACUGGCAGGCCACCUGGCGCUUUAUCAGUCCCUUCAUGCUUCUUGUGGUUUUUUUGGCAUACGUUGUAGUUGAGGCUGAAAAACGACCAACAUACAAUGCUUGGAACCCAGAUUACGUGCACUUCCCCCUCGCUGAUGUGCAGCACUAUCCUGAAUGGGUUUAUGCUAUCUGCGUGCUCUUAUCUGUCCUUCCUGUUGUGUCCAUUCCUCUUGUGGCUCUCUACAAAUUCAUUGGCUUCCUGAAGAAGUACAUCAUGAACAGACACAACCAAAAUCCAUAUGCAAAUGAAUUCUGUAAUGGAGAAUUGUAA
This is a messenger RNA of Epinephelus moara (kelp grouper), 1866 nucleotides long. RefSeq names its product sodium-dependent neutral amino acid transporter B(0)AT3-like. Gene Ontology annotation, biological process: sodium ion transmembrane transport. The coding region runs from base 1 to 1866 and encodes 621 amino acids. Lineage: Eukaryota; Metazoa; Chordata; Actinopteri; Perciformes; Serranidae. The record is from RefSeq and is a predicted model, not a curated record. The transcript has 12 exons. Gene Ontology annotation, cellular component: plasma membrane.